This is a messenger RNA of Anopheles darlingi, 860 nucleotides long. RefSeq lists its product as uncharacterized. Bases 57 to 830 code for a protein of 257 amino acids. NCBI's taxonomy places the organism in Eukaryota, Metazoa, Arthropoda, Insecta, Diptera, Culicidae. The transcript is spliced from 2 exons. The record is from RefSeq and is a predicted model, not a curated record.
GUCAGUCGAUCAGUCUCAUUCUACAUUCUGAGAGUCUCGGUUCGUGGUUUCUAAACAUGGAACGAUCGUUUGAAUACUUUCCACCAACCAUUUGCUACGAUAAACCAGCUGCUGCAACAGUAUCGCAAGAAGAGUGUGAAUCUAGAAGAACACGUGCUUUGGAUGGAUCAGUGGUACUGGAGCUGAUUGUUCCAAAGAAAUCGGCUAAAGUGUGGACGCUACAGAAGGACGAUCUAUGUCGUGUGUCGCUGCCAGUAGGAUCUCAGGUCGGAGAUCUUAACUUUUGGAAUUUAGAUCAGCCUCGAUUGGAGCGUUUUUAUUCUGGUAAAACCCGCCAGAUACACUCGACUCACUUGAAAACGUACGACCGGCUUUGGAGUUGCUUCCCGUACUUACGACCGAUGGCAACAUUCGUGAGGGAUUCACUCCAGGCUUACGGUAUCGAUCGGGAUGGAGGGUCGCUGCACGACGUUGUUGGUACGCGGUGUGAUGACUAUAUCUACAAGCUAAUUACCGGUGAGGAUCGACAUGAUAGCUGCCACACAUACCUCACAGAGGCAGUGAAGGAGUACGGGUUGACGGAGCAGGAUGUACACGAUACCUGGAACAUAUUCAUGUGCACCGGAUUCACAAGGGACACCCAACAAUACUUUUGCAAGCCGAGUCCUGCUAGGAAGGGGGAUUAUAUAGAGUUUCUCGCCGAUAUGGACCUUCUCGUAGCUCUCAGUGCUUGUCCGCAAGGCGAUGUUUCAAUUCAAGUUGGCCAAAAGGUACCGGAUAGUAAAUGUUUCCCGUUAAAAGUGGAUGUAUUUCGUUCCAUUACAAAUUGAAAAUGGAAAUAAACUUAUUCUUGCUUUAAA